AUGGCGUUGCCACGCGUUGAGGCGCGACAGUUGGAAAUGUUUUUACCGAAAGUUAACGAGCUCAACAGGUUGGAAUUGGAUCUUCUAGAUGCACACUUGUUUGCAUUUCCUGAAGAAAUAUGUGAGACGAGCGGACUGGAGGUAUUGAAACUUUGUACAGACCACAUACACUCUAUACCCGAAGGCAUUGCCAAACUGAGGAAACUAGAAGAAAUUCAUUUGCAUACAAGUGAUUACCACGAUUCCAUAACUUCCUACUUCUCACCGCGGCUUCCACCCAUUGGUCUCCAGGAGGUCCCUACUGUUGUUUCUCUUCUUCCAUGUCUUAAGGUUUUGUCUGUGUGUGGUAACCGUGGCAAUCCAUUGCUGUUUGAUGAGCUAAUGUCAUGUCAACUGCCCAGUACUCUUGUGGAAGUGGAAAUGGUGGAUUGUGGUUUGACACAAGCAACUUUGUCUAUGAUCUGCAACAAUGUGAAACUGUGCAAAUUGACUUUAGCACGCAACAAUCUGCAGUCCUUCAAAUAUUGCAACACAGAGAUGAUAAGAGAGGCAACAGUCUUGAAUGAUCUAGAAGAGCUGAAUUUUGAAAAUCUUCAGCCAUUCUUGUGUACAGGUCUUACCAAGUUGAAAAAGUUAGAUUUGAGUGAGUGUAACAUACAGCAGCUGCCAGCUGAAUUGAAUGAUCUUCAUGAUCUAGAAAAGCUGUAUUUGUCAGGGAACACAAAUCUUCAGCCAUUCUCAUGUACAGGUCUUACCAAGUUGAAAAAGUUAGAUUUGAGUUGGUGUAACAUACAGCAGCUGCCAGCUGAAUUGAAUGAUCUUCAUGAUCUAGAAGAGCUGGAUUUGUCAGCGAAUGAAAAUCUUCAGCCAUUCUUGUGUACAGGUCUUACCAAGUUGAAAAAGUUAGAUUUGAGUGAGUGUAACAUACAGCAGCUGCCAGCUGAAUUGAAUGAUCUUCAUGAUCUAGAAAAGCUGUAUUUGUCAGGGAACACAAAUCUUCAGCCAUUCUUGUGUACAGGUCUUACCAAGUUGAAAAAGUUAGAUUUGAGUGAGUGUUACAUACAGCAGCUGCCAGCUGAAUUGAAUGAUCUUCAUAAUCUGGAAGAGCUGAAUUUGUCAGAAAUCAAACUAGAAGUAUUUCCCACAUUUUCAUGUUUGCAGUGGAAACAUUUACGAACAUUGAAUUUAUCUGGUAACAAGAGAUUGUUGUGUCUUCCCAACAAUAUAUGGAAUGGACUGAACUUGUGGAGAUUGGAUCUAAGCAAUUGUGGUAUAGAAAGUGUACCAAAUACAGAAGUCACAAUUGAGAAAGUCGACAUAUCAGGAACUUCAGUCACUCAUCUUCCUAAGGAAUUUGUCUUUAGCUCCCAACUUAAGGAAUUGGAAGUGUAUGGAUGCCCAUUAGUGUUCCCACCCAUUGAAGUGUGCAACCAAGGUAUUGAUUCUAUAAGAGAAUAUUUCCGUGAGCUGGAUAAGGUGGGUGGAGUGCGACGUGGCAGAAUAAAGAUUCUAGUGAUGGGAACUACAAUGGCAGGAAAAACAAGCUUCGUUAAAGCACUGGAGAGUGGUAAACCAUUUCUGGCAGAACCCGAUGAGAGAACUAUAGGGGUAGUAGAAAAAGUAAUGAAGCUGAAUGAUAAAAUAGAAUGCAAAGUCAUUGACUGUGGUGGCCAUAGAGCGUACAUGCUAACUAACCAGCUGUUCAUCAGUGACAAUUCAUUGGUAUUGAUUGUUGUGGACAGCAGUCAGUAUAAGUUCACUCAACAAUGUUUUCGACAAAAUAUUGCAGAUUUCCUGCAAGUUGUGUAUGACAGAAACAGCAGAGCUCACAUUGCUAUUGUUGUGAGUAAAGUUGAUCUGAUGGUCGACAUGUCAAGAGAAGAAAUGAGUAGAAAGUGGAAUGAACAUCUGCACACUUGUCUACAUCAAUUCUUGAAGAUCAGACAAGCUGAGAUUGAUCGAAUGAAACGAAACGUUGCAGCUGGUGGUUCUCCAAAGAACAAAUACAUAUCACAUCAUCUUCACUUUUUUGACUUUCAGCAAAUAACUGUUGGAAAAAAUGUAAUUUUGACGAGUGCAGCUACACAUGAGGGUGUGGUCAGUGUGAAGGUUUAUUUAAGAGAACUGUGUGGUAAUGAAAGGCUGCUGCCUUCACUGCACACAGAGCUGCCGUUAUCAUGGGUAACUGUAGAAGACGAGUUGAUUACACCACAACCUCACACGUCUGUCCCCAUUACAGAUGUCUCUUAUGCAAUGCAACUGUGUGUAGAGCACGGACUGACAGAAGAAAGCUGUCGUGAAUUGCUAAACUAUCUGAACCAGGUAGGAAGCAUUCUGUAUUACUCUCAUCACCCGACUUUAGCAGAAGUUCUCUUUCCUGUACCACCAUUUGUGGUCACUUUACUUAAGGCUGUUUUCAGACAUGAUCACGAAUCUUUAGAAUAUGAUUAUCGGUUUCUUGAGGCAGAUGUAGGUCCUCAGAAGUUUAAGGAGAUGAAAAUUGAUCUUGUUUUUAAUGGCAUUGCUAGGAUAUCUAUGCUGCUGGCACUGUGGAGUGAGUUCCAUCUUACUGCAGAUCGUCAUGUUGACGUGUUUAUUAAGCUUUUUCUUGCUCUCGACUUUGGUUAUCUAACUGGCUCAUCAGACGAUGUAGUUCAGGAACUGGCGCACACUCUGGGAAGACGUCAUAUCACUUUAACUUCGCCAAGUAGCACCAACCCCACAUCAGAUUCAUCUGGUCACACAAUAGAACAAAAUCGUCAUCAAGAGCAAACAGACAGUUGCAAAGAAAUGAUUUCUAAGCUAAAACAACAUAAUGUUGGCUUGUUGUUGCCAUGGUUACUCAAUGAUGAGAAACCAGAGGAUGUUAGUGACCUUUGGCCUCUAGAUAUACCACAUGGAGUCAUACAAGUUGCAGUCGAAUACUCAUUUGCAUAUGAUUGUCCAUUGGGUUUGUUUGAACGACUGUCUGCUCGUUGCCAUCGUCACUCCAAUUUUAUUCGUCACUGGAGCAGUGGACUGCUGCUGUGUUAUGGUGCAGUGACUUUGAAUUUCAAUUGCAGUAAGAAUACUUCACCUGGCUCUAUAUGUCUCAGUGGUAGAGUAGUCAAGUCACAUCACAGUGUUGGCAGAUUGUGGCAUGUUCUUCUUCGUUGUGUGUCAGACAUGGAGGAUCUCCUCCAGUCUGUUCCUGGUGUUCUCCCUGAUAGAAUCAUGUACAGUGGAAGUUCUUCUACAAGUACAAAGUCUCCCCUCAAUCGAUGUAUUUAUUUGAUACCAGAUGAAACAUGGGGACUGUUUGCAGUAGACACUGUAGCUGGAAUAUGCAGUGCAGAGAUGGUAAAACAUGAGCAAGCAAUAAAAGAAGUGUGUCCAAGUGUAAAGAAAGGCAUUCCUCUUUCUCAAGUUUUGUCCUCUAAACAUGCAACUCCAGUAAAUCAACUGGAUCUCCAACCGAUAGCAGUAGGUAUUGGAGAGUUCUGGCCUAACCUAACAAGUAUCAUAUUUGGUUCUGACCAGUCUACGUUAUCAAAGCUACAGCAGAACAUUUCUGACUCCAGUUUUGUCCAGCCACCGGCAUUCCGCAUAUUAAGUGAGUGGUUAGAGUUAAGAGACAACCAGUUGAUGGUAUGUGAAUUGUAUGAUGCUCUACUUGUUGCUCGCAUUCCAUCUGAACCUCAAAAGCAUUUGAGUUACUUGAUGUUACCUGAUGCAGCAACUGAGAAGACGACUCCACCUGGUGACUCUGACAGGGUCACUCCACUCAUCAAAGAAAUAGUAGCUGAAAAUGUUGGACAUUGUUGGCAUGAACUAGGUAUAUACCUUGGUGUUUCAGAAGGAGUGCUAAGGGAAUGUGAACGACAACUUUACGCAUACAAAGAGAAAUUACAUAAAGUUUUGUCAGCCUGGACAGAUCAAAACCAACAUGCUACAGUUCAGCAGUUGUUGGUUGCUUGUGAUAAAGCUGGAGUGGGAGGAAUAGUCAGGAGAGAGAUUGAAUCUAAGCUUGGCACAAAACUGAUUGGAACUCGAGUCAUACAGAGUGAUAAUCCUAUCCAUAACAAUUGUUGUUUGCUCUGAAACAAAGAUGUAAUUAUCUAUAUGUGGACGGGAAAAGGAAAAUAAGAGAAACAAGACAACACACUUUGCUUGCUGCGAACCAACCUCCUUAUCGUUGUGUGUGGCUACAAUAUAUGUAGAAGAUUAUCAUCCAGAAGAAAAUAUCAUCAGAAAGAUGACACAACUGAUUGAAAUUACACACAAAGCAAUGAUGUAACUGCCCGAGAACAAGGUUCACUUCAACUUGAUCAUCUCUGACAUUUCAUCAUUGACUGGAUGUCGCAGGAUGUCAAGCAGCCACCAAUAUGUUCAUUUAUGUCGACUUGUACUGCAUGAUAUCAUACCACGAGUGAAGGACAGACACACAAACC
Messenger RNA from Corticium candelabrum, 4430 nucleotides. RefSeq lists its product as uncharacterized. Gene Ontology annotation, molecular function: GTP binding; protein binding. Bases 1 to 4080 code for a protein of 1359 amino acids. The transcript is spliced from 6 exons. The record is from RefSeq and is a predicted model, not a curated record. Gene Ontology annotation, biological process: signal transduction. Lineage: Eukaryota; Metazoa; Porifera; Homoscleromorpha; Homosclerophorida; Plakinidae.